This is a messenger RNA of Rosa chinensis, 3955 nucleotides long. RefSeq names its product F-box/FBD/LRR-repeat protein At1g13570. Gene Ontology annotation, molecular function: protein binding. The record is from RefSeq and is a predicted model, not a curated record. Lineage: Eukaryota; Viridiplantae; Streptophyta; Magnoliopsida; Rosales; Rosaceae. Bases 2525 to 3772 code for a protein of 415 amino acids. The transcript has 6 exons.
AGCAACCUUGGGUCAGUUUUUGGGUCAAGAAUUUUGACCUCCCAAGUGACCUGUGUGAGCGGCUUCUCUUUUGUGGGUGGAAGCAGAAUCUGGCUUGGGCUUGUUGAUGUGGAGACCGGGCCAGAAGGCACCGGUGGACACUCUCCAAGAAAAGGGCAAAGCACAAACACUCUCCAAGGAUAAGAAGAACAAUCGAAGGUCGAUUUUGAGUCAGAGCUAGAUCUCGACGAAGCUCCAGGUCGUCGCUUAGGUAUGUUCUAACUCCUUUGAUGUAUGUAUUCCGAAGAAUUCUUAGCUAGAUCAUGUUUGAGUAUUGUACCAAUUAUAUAUCCCCUACUCUAUAGUGAUCGGGUUUAGAGUGCUGCUGAUACUGAGAAUGGAGGUGGAUAGAAUUAGCAGUUUACCCAAUGGCGUCACAGAAAAGAUUUGGUUCUGUUUGCCGCUUAGGGACGCGGUGAGGACAAGUGUUUUAUCCAGCAAGUGGAGGUACAAAUCGGCCAUGCUUCAAGAUCUAGAAUUUGAUGAGUUUUAUUGGGGGAGAAACCAAAAUCGAGAGUUUGAUGAUGAUUAUCAAAUCCACACAACUUUUGUGAACAUGAUUGAUCAUGUGCUCUUAGUUCAUAUUGUCCCCAUACGCAAGUUCAAGCUAUGCUGUACUAUGGAUGAGGUAGCCCCAAGAGAUAUUGAUCGAUGGACUACUCAUCUAUCAAGAAACUCUAUCAAAGAGUUGAUAAUUAAGCUUUGGGUAGACCACGAAUACAACAUUCCAUUCUCUCUGUUUUCAUGUCAAGGUCUUGUUCAUUUGGAGUUACUCGACUGUUUGCUCAAACCUCCGUCAACAUUCAAAGGGUUCAAGAGCUUGAAGAGUCUUCAACUCCACGCUGUUGACGUGGCCCAAGAUGCGUUUGAAAAUUUGGUUCGUUGCAGUCCUCUGCUUGAGAGAUUAACAUUGCGACAUUGUGACGGUGUCACCAAUCUCAAAAUUGAUGCACCAAAUCUCCAAUAUCUGCACGUUUUAGGUGUUUUUAAUGUCAUUAACCUUGAGAAUGCCUGUAGUAUUACUGAGGCUGAAAUUUGUAUGAACAUGCAUAAUGACCAAAUAGGGGUUCCUGCCGGUUGGAUUCCUGCUUGCAGUUCUAGCAAUUUGCUCAAGAUCUUUGAUCGCCUACCUCAUAUUCGAAGGCUUGAAAUUAAGUGGCGCUUUUUAGAGACAUAUGCUUCGACGAUCCCGAUGCAAUUCCAACUGCUCUAUGCCUUCUGAGAAGCUCCCCUGCUCUACAAGAGCUAGAAAUUGUGAUGGAUCGGAGAAAGAAACUCGAAAGGAGACACACUGUUGUCGAAGAAGUGAAGUCUUCUUGUUUGGAUGUGAGCUACAAUUGCACACUUUCUCAACUGCGACUCGUGAAAAUAACUGGGAUCUCUGGUGUUAAAGCUGAACUAGAUUUCAUCAGAUUUCUCCUUUUAAGUUCACCUCUUCUUGAGAGAAUGACUAUCACGCCUCCUCGAUUUCCUGAGCCUGCUACUGUGGAUGGUUUUCCAAAACUAGUAAAAGAGCUACUUCAGUUUAAACGUGAAUCAAAGCAUGCAGAGAUUAUUCUCCUGGACCCAUAAUUCAUCAAUGAAUUGAAGCAGCUAAGAGGUUCUAGACUUCUUGUAGAAAUGAAUUUGGCUUGGGUUUGUCCCUUUUGGUACAAGUCCAAAGUCUUUAUAUCAAGAAUUCGACUGUCAUUAUUAGUUGAAUUUGCUUACGGAAUUAUUAUGUAUCAGGUUACAUUUUCUGUCAGAGUAAUGAAAGGUCCGAACCUAGUAAGAAAAGUUUGGGUGUAGUAGGAGUCUCUUUAAUGUAAUAACAAUGUCGGUUUCAUCAUUAGAAACCCUUCUCGCUUCUCAGCUAUGCUUUCAGUUGCUGUGUAUCCUUGACUUGCAAAUAAUUGAUGAGAAAGUCAUCGAACAAAUGCAGAGCACCUCUAUAGCUUGUUCAGCCAAGGUACCAAUGCACUUUCCAUAUAUGCAUUCUCCUUAGAGCUGACCACGACGACUCCAUUACUCAAUUAAUGGAGUACUAGAAAAUAUUUUUCGUAUAUGACAUGUGAAAUUUGGCUAGCUGCUAGUCAAUUAGUUUUGGUAAUAGAAAGAACAUCUGUAACUAUUUCCAUACUAUUUCGAUCGAGCUCUAGAUUCCCAACACACUUGAACACGAGAGGGUCGGAAUGGGUUUUUCUUUGUCACCUGGGCUUAUGUUCAUCGACGAUUCAAAAACCAUUGGCAAAUUUCAUUUGGACUCUGUCUCUUUUUUGCCUUCCUUUUUUUAAGCCCAAAAGGCCAGGGCAGGAAAACAGCUUACUAGGAAAUAAAAGGACGAGCGCACCUAGGUAUAAGCAGAGAAAAGCCGCAGCACCAUACUAACACAGGAGAACAAGAACAGUCAAGAGGAGAGUAAGAGUCCCGGACAUAACUAGAUCUAGACGAAGCUCUGCCAAGAGAUCCGGGUCAUCACUUAGUGAUCAAGUUGGAGUGUGCUGCCAUGGGACUGAAAAUGGAGUUUGAUAGAAUUACCAGUUUACCAGAUGAUGUUACAGAAAACAUUUUGGCACGUUUGCCGCUUAAGGAGGCAGUAAGGACAAGUAUUUUAUCCAGAAAGUGGAGGUACAAAUCAGAAAGGCUUCAAGAUCUAGUGUUUGAUGAUCAGUGUGUCUCGACUCAAAGUCAUCCAACCUGCAGCUUUGUGAAUAUCGUUGAUCAUGUACUCUUGGUCCACACUGGCCCCAUACGCAAGUUCAAGCUUUCUCGCAAAGAGACGCUAGCCACUAGAGACAUGGACAGAUGGAUAUUGCAUCUAUCGAGAAACCCUGUCAUCAAAGAGAUGAUAAUUGAGUUUUGGAUAGGGAAUCCCUACAACAUUCCAUCAUGUUUGUUUUUUUGUCAAGAUAUUGCUUAUUUGGAAUUAUUCAGGUGUUUGCUAAACCCUCCUCCGUCUACAUGCAAAGGCUUCAGGAGUUUGAAGACCCUUUUUCUUGAGAAUGUUACCAUGGCCCAAGAUGUGUUUGAGAACUUGAUUGGUUGCAGCCCUCUACUUGAGAUAUUGACGUUGAUAAGUUGUGAUGGUUUCACCAAUCUCAAGAUUGAUGCACCGAAGCUCCGGUUGAUUGACAUAAUAGGGGUCUUUGUAGAGUUUGAGUUCGUAGAUUCCUUAAAUCUUGUGGAUGCUUCCUUUGAUUUGCAGGUUGUUGUUGAUCAAAGAGGGAAUUGUAGUAAUUCUGGGAAUUUGCUCAGGUUUUUUGAUCACCAGCUGCCUCAUAUUCGAAGGCUCACAAUAAAGAGCAACUUUCUUAAAUACUUGUCUAUUGGUGCCUUGCCAUUGAAGCUCCCUAAACCAUGCCAAUAUCUCAAUUUUCUUUCUUUAGACAUGAACUUCGACAAGCUGGAUGAAAUUUCAACUGUCUUAUGCCUUCUGGGAAGCUCCCCUACUCUACAAGAAUUACAAAUUUUGGUGGACCCUGAAAAGGAUCACGCUGCUGUGGGAGAAGUGGAAUCUUGUUUAUAUGACAACUACAACUGUGCAUACACUCAACUGCGGCUUGUGAAAAUUACCAAAAUCUCUUGUGUACAAGCUCAACUAGAUUUCAUCAAAUUUCUACUUCUAAGUUCACCUGUACUUGAGAGAAUGACUGUUCAACCUGCUUCUCUCGAUGGUUUUUCAAAGCUAGUAAAAGAUUUACUUCUGUUUAAGCGUGAUUCAAGGCGUGCAGAGAUAAUGCUUUUGGACCCAUAAUUCAUCACUUAGAGUUGAGGUAGCUGAGAGCCUGAGAGGACUUUCUAGCAGGAAUGAAUGUGGGCUUGGAGUACAGUUCGCUACUAGUCUUUAUAUAGGAUGUGUAUAUGUCUGUUUGCUGAGACAAGUUUUCAUAUUUUCCAUUUAAAUUUCCAGAGUUUAAGUGUGAAGUUUGCUUGUCAA